Lathyrus sativus (Indian pea) is the source of this 555-nucleotide messenger RNA. Lineage: Eukaryota; Viridiplantae; Streptophyta; Magnoliopsida; Fabales; Fabaceae. The record is from the annotation of a GenBank genome assembly.
AUGGGUCUCUGGGAUUCUCUUCUCAAUUGGCUCCGCAGUUUGUUUUUUAAGCAAGAGAUGGAGCUUUCUCUUGUAGGUCUUCAGAAUGCUGGCAAGACUUCUCUUGUCAAUUCAAUUGCUACAGGAGGAUACAGUGAAGAUAUGAUUCCAACUGUUGGGUUUAACAUGCGAAAAGUGACUAAGGGGAAUGUCACGAUAAAGCUUUGGGAUCUUGGUGGGCAAAGGAGGUUUCGAACAAUGUGGGAGCGUUACUGUCGCGGUGUCUCUGCUAUUGUGUAUGUUGUAGAUGCUGCUGAUAGAGACAGUGUUCCAAUAACUCGAAGCGAAUUAACCGAACUCCUGACAAAACCUUCCUUAAACGGGAUUCCUUUGCUUGUUCUUGGAAACAAAAUUGACAAGUCAGAAGCUCUUUCCAAGCAAGCAUUAGUUGAUCAACUAGGACUCGAGUCACUUACAGACAGAGAGGUUUGUUGCUAUAUGAUUUCAUGCAAGGAUUCUGUAAACAUCGACGUGGUCAUCGACUGGCUUAUCAAACACUCGAAAACUGCGAAAUGA